GGUAAGGGCCUUGGGUAGCCCUGCGCUAGCUCCAGAAUCCUUGUUUAAUGUCAGUCCUUAAGACGAGUUGGUUAGGACUCUUCCUGUUAACUGAGAAUUGCUUCAAGGUAUCCCCCUAGAUGUGGCACAGUAGUCUGCUUUGGAUGUUCCUGUUGCCCCUUUUAAGUACAGCUAAUCUAACUCUUGCAGGAUGUUGCAUACAUCAAAAAUAAAGUUAAAAAGAAGUCAACAUCCGUCGGUGUAGUGGGUGUUUUUGACAAAUGGAUAAAGUGUGAAACCCUAGUCAAGAGUUUUCGACAUUUUUUGUGAUGUGUGUGUGCAGGAUCAUGGACAACACGGACGAAAACUUUGGCGAGGGACAGCCGCCCUCUGAAGAGGAUCUUCUCUACGAGCAAGAAGAACCUCUAGAUUACUCAAUGAGGAGAUCGCCAAGAGAAACCUUGUCCGAGGACGGAACUUCUCUGUCCCGGAAUGUUAUGAUUCCCAGGUAUCAGCCAGUGCCAGUGCACUCUACAACUGGCAUACCGAUGCCUUCUUUCUCCAUGGAUGGAAUGAACCAGUACUUGGAAAGUAACAGGAGGUACUUGGAUGCAAGUGACUACUCUGCAGACGCAACAUCGUCGCCCCUGGGCUUCCCUGAGGAGAUUGAGGCUUCAGAAGACAGCAGACGGUGUGCCCCCUCAAGCGAGAGCAAUAGACAGCCUCGCUUUCCAGAGGGAUUGAAUCAUCAGCAGUAUCCAAAUGGGAUUUUCUAUCCUGUAACGAACAGGCCUUUGGAGAGCGACCCUACCAGGCAACGCAACUUAUCUGAGGAUUCUUCCUCAGACAGCGAGGAUAAUUCAUUCUAUGACAGUGUGCCUAGAAAAUGCAACCAAGAAAGCAGGUAUCGCACAGUAUCAGGAGCAAGUGUAGAAGACGAUAAUCAGUCUGUGAGUGAUGGCUUUAACUAUCAGGACCUACCAUCCAGAAAUUUUGGACAACGCAUGCAUGCUCAUUUACAAAACAGAAACCGUACGCUCUCUGGGGACAACCAAGGCAGUGAGUAUCCUCCUCCUAGCGAGACUCUUCCUGGACAACAGGCCAAUGGUAGCACCAGCAGUAGCAGUCCACCUCUGUCGCUUGACGCCCCACCAAUGCUUGGGGAAGAUGCAAUGGCUGCGGUGCACAGAUAUAUGAUCCAAUGUAUGUCUAGGCAUGGCGCCGUUUCUUCUCAGUAUUACACGACUCUAAAUCUUUAUGAGACAUUAUUGGCCCAAAGACAGCAGGACUCUUCCCAGACAUCAGGACCCAUGAGUGUACCUUCCACUAGCCAGGCUGUACUGAGCAUGCCCCCAACUGGCCAAGGAGCACUGAGUUUCCACUCUGCCAGCCAAGGGCCAAUGAGUUUCCCCUCGACCAGUCAGGGACCACUGAAUUUUGCUUCGACCAGCCAGGGAGCCUUGAGUAUGCCUUCAUCUAGCCAGGGACCAAUAAGCUUCCCUUCAAGUAGCCAGGGUCCACUGAACUUCUCUACCACCGGCCAAGGGCCUCUGAGCUUACCACCCCCAACUAGCCAGGGUGCCAUGGGAUUCCCCUCAGCCAUUCAGGGUCCAAUCAGUUUCCCAUCAACCAGCCAGGGGGCGAUGAGCUUCCCAUCGACCAGCGCUGGAAUGGGCAUGGCCCCACCGCAUCCAGGCAUGCAGCAGCAAGUGCUGUCUCUGAUGCAGGCAGCUAGUUUCCUCUCCCCCGACGGGAGUCUUGAGAAAUCCCAGGGCUACAUUCAGUUCCGACAGCACUAUCUGAGGAGAAGGAACAUGUCGACCAAGCCACGUCGUGGGAACAGGGACCGCAGCAGUGAUGCUCAGGAGUCUGGGCAAGAUGGCCAUGGCAGGAGAGACCUGGAUGAGGCUUCUGGACUGGAGAAUGGCGGUGCAGAGGGGGGUGACAGGCUAGGAGAACCAGGAUCUCGAGAUGACGAGAACAACAAUGGCGGGAUGAGGUUGGAUAAGAACGGACAGCCUAGAGACGCUGCUUACUGGGAGAGGAGGAAACGGAACAAUCAGGCUGCCAAGAGGUCCCGCGACGCCAAGAGGAAUCGGGAGCUGGAGAAUGAGAUUCAGCUGGAGUACCUGAAGUGGCUGCUUCUGCCAAACCUCUAUCGCCUGAUGGGGCUAGGAAAUAACAACAGACAACAAUAGAAGCUGAAAUGACUGUGGAAGUAUCAAGGUAAAUGUGGCUGAAAUGGCUGUGGAAGUAUCAAGGUUAAUGUGGAAUUCAGUUCAUCAUGAUUGUCAGUAUGCACACAGAGAAACAGUACUUUUUCCCAAGUGGUUUUACCUUUAUUUGGAAGCAGAAAAACCAGUACUUCCAACAACUCGAUCAAAUGAUUCUCCCAAUUGGUUUUACCUUUAUUUGGAGGCAGAAAAACAGUACUUCCAGCAACUAGAUAAAGUGAUUUUCCCAAGUGGUUUUCCUUAAUUUGGACACAGAAAAACCAGUACUUCCAACAACACGACCAAUUGAUUUUCCCAAGUAGUUUUGCCUUUGUUUGGACGCAGAAAAACAGUACUUCCAGCAACUUGAUCAAAUGCUUUUCCCAAGUGCUUUUACCUAUAUUUGGAAGCAGAAAAACAGUACUUCCAGCAACUUGAUCAAAUGCUUUUCCCAAGUGCUUUUACCUAUAUUUGGAAGCAGAAAAACAGUACUUCCAGCAACUUGAUCAAAUGAUUUUCCCAUGUGCUUUUACCUAUGUUUGGAAGCAGAAAAACAGUACUUCCAGCAACUUGAUCAAAUGCUUUUCCCAAGUGGUUUUACCUAUAUUUGGAAGCAGAAAAACAGUACUUCCAGCAACUUGAUCAAAUGAUUUUUCCAAGUGGUUUUACCUAUAUUAGCAAGCAGAAAAAUAGUACUGCCAGCAACUAGAUCAAAUGAUUUUCCCAUGUGCUUUUACCUAUGUUUGGAAGCAGAAAAACAGUACUUCCAGCAACUUGAUCAAAUGAUUUUCCCAAGUGGUUUUACCUAUAUUUGGAAGCAGAAAACAAGUACUUCCAGCAACUCAAUCAAAUGAUUUUCCCAAGUGGUUUUACCUAUAUAUUUUAGAAGCAGGAAAACAGGACUUCCAGCAAUUCUAUCAAAUGAUUUUCCCAAGUGGUUUUACCUAUAUUUGGAAGCAGAAAAACAGUACUUCCAGCAACUUGAUCAAAUGAUUUUCCCAAGUGGUUUUACCUAUGUUUGGAAGCAGAAAACCAGUACUUCCAGCAACUUGAUCAAAUGCUUUUCCCAAGUGGUUUUACCUAUGUUUGGAAGCAGAAAAACUACUUCCAGCAACUUGAUCAAAUGAUUUUCCCAAGUGGUUUUACCUAUGUUUGGAAGCAGAAAAACAGCACUUCCAGCAACUUGAUCAAAUGAUUUUCCCAAGUGGUUUUACCUAUGUUUGGAAGCAGAAAACCAGUACUUCCAGCAACUUGAUCAAAUGCUUUUCCCAAGUGGUUUUACCUAUAUUUGGAAGCAGAAAAACAGUACUUCCAGCAACUUGAUCAAAUGAUUUUCCCAAGUGGUUUUACCUAUGUUUGGAAGCAGAAAACCAGUACUUCCAGUAACUUGAUCAAAUGCUUUUCCCAAGUGGUUUUAUGUUUAUUUGGUCGUAGAAAAACAGUACUUUCCCCCAAGUGCUUUUACCUGUGUUUGGAAUUUCUCCCGACUAUCUACAACAAGAAUUAAGUUGCAUGAGCAGUCCAGAAUAUUACUUCAUCAUCAUUGCAGAUCUUUUCAACGUCAUUGCCAAAAUGCACACUUUAAAAUGAAACACCCACGAGCAGCUCCAUCAAAUGCUUCGCCCAGACCUUACAACUUAUCUCAACGAUCACCAACUGAUAAACCGAAAUCUUACAAAUUUAUGGGAGGUAAUUAUAGAUAUAUGUAUAUGAGCGCCAGUCAGUCUUGAAUGGUAUAUGGAUUUAUAUGGAUUGUUUUUAUGCCAACAAAUAUUUGUUAUAUUCAGAGUUUAUUGUUAACAGAUUAGUACAGUUGUUUUUAUUGGACGGUUUUAUUAUUAUUAUUCAAUGAAUUUGGCCUGGAAUUGAAAAGUGCAUUUGCUUCUAUCACAGAGUUGGUGAUACAUUUUGAUUUACUGAUGGGGUUUCAGUAGCAGUUA
Molecule: messenger RNA, 4132 nt
Organism: Macrobrachium nipponense
Lineage: Eukaryota; Metazoa; Arthropoda; Malacostraca; Decapoda; Palaemonidae
Exons: 2
Coding region: 309-2177 (622 amino acids)
Biological process (GO): regulation of DNA-templated transcription
Molecular function (GO): DNA-binding transcription factor activity
Source: RefSeq, a predicted model, not a curated record